Elaeis guineensis (African oil palm) is the source of this 1922-nucleotide messenger RNA. NCBI's taxonomy places the organism in Eukaryota, Viridiplantae, Streptophyta, Magnoliopsida, Arecales, Arecaceae. The record is from RefSeq and is a predicted model, not a curated record.
GAAGGCCGGGCUAGAAGAGCUGGACGUCCAGGCAGGCGAGAGCAGAAGCUCGAGAGGAGGUGCGGCAACCUACCGCCACCACCCUCGAUAGGAGUAACCGGUGGCCUCUCUACUCUCCAGUUAGAAUCCCUCCGCUCUCUCCCCCCUACCGGGAGCCAAACGCUAAGCCUCGAGAAGAGGGAGGGAGGGAGGGAGGACGGAGGGUGUUAGCUUCGCCCAAGGUGGGAGCUUGUUUUCUCGCUUCGUCAGCCCGCGAGUUCGGCAUUUCCCGAGCACUUUUCGGCUUCUCUUUCGUCGGACUCGAGACGAAUUUGUAAGAAGAGGAGGUCCGCAUCUUCCCAUCAUGGUCGCCUCCGUUGCUGCCUCGUCCUUCUUCCCGGUCCCAUCUUCCUCCUCCUCCACCUCGGCUAAAGCUUCGAGAGGCAUCCCCGAUCGUUUGGAUGUCCGGGGUAGCGUGGCGAAGCCGGCAUCUUCUUCCGGGUGGAUGCAGGCCAAGGCAAACGCCCGAGCCAUCCCCAAGAUCGACGACACCAAGGUUGGCCUGCGAACCGACGUCGAGGGGGAUGCCGCUUCAACGGCGCGGAGGACUUCAUAUAACCAAUUGCCGGACUGGAGCAUGCUGCUUGCCGCGAUCAGGACCAUCUUUUCGGCCGCGGAGAAGCAAUGGACCCUGCUCGAUUCCAAGAUGAGGCGGGCCGACGCGCUCGCGGAUGCCUCCUCUGGGUCUGGGGUCGGCAAGAUGGUCGAGAAUGGACUUGUUUACAGGCAGAAUUUUUCUAUCAGGUCCUACGAAAUCGGGGUCGAUCAAAAGGCUUCGCUAGAGGCAUUGAUGAAUCAUUUCCAGGAAACGUCGCUUAACCAUUGCAAAUGUAUCGGCCUUAUGCAUGGCGGCUUUGGUUGUACACCACAGAUGACUCGAAGGAAUCUGAUAUGGGUGGUUACCAAAAUUCGGGUUCAUGUCGAUCGUUAUCCUUUGUGGGGAGACGUCGUUCAAAUAAAUACGUGGAUUAGUUCAUCUGGAAAGAAUGGUAUGGGACGUGAUUGGCAUGUUCAUGACUGCCGAACUGGCCGAACCAUUAUGAGGGGUACCAGUGUCUGGGUCAUGAUGAAUAAACACACGAGGAGACUGUCUAAAUUUCCUGAAGAAGUUAAAGCAGAGAUAAUCCCUUUCUUUGCGGAGCGUGAUGCUGUUUUGGACUAUGACGGCAGAAAACUUCCCAAGUUUGAUGAUGAUUCUGCAGUUCAUGUUCGAAGGGGCUUGACUCCUCGUUGGAGUGAUUUCGAUGUAAAUCAGCAUGUGAACAAUGUCAAAUACGUUGGCUGGAUUCUUGAGAGCGUUCCUGUGUGGAUGUUGGAGAGCUGCGAGGUUGCAACCAUGACUCUGGAAUACAGGAGGGAGUGUGGGAUGAAUAGUGUGGUGCAGUCUCUCACUGCCACCGCUACCGACAAUGCCGUCGGCUCCCCCAUUGUGUGCCAGCAUCUUCUGCGGCUCGAGGAUGGGUCUGAGAUUGUGAGGAGUCAAACAGAGUGGAGGCCUAAGCAGCAGGCUAGUGAUCUUGGGAACAUGGGUCUGCUCCCAACUGAGACUAAAUGAAGUGGAAGCCAUGAGACGAAUGCUCGAUCCUGGUUACAGUCGCAGUGCUCCAUUUGAGGUUGGGAAUUGGAAGGGAGUAUUGAGGAAGAAAUCAUAUGCUGAACAUCUCCCGAAAUGCUUGUGUAGACUAGGAAUCCUACCGUCGAGUUGCCUUUCUUUUCUCUAGUUUUUUCCUUUAUUGGGUUUUGGUGAAUAUUUCAUCCUUGAAGGCACGAUAUGUUGCUAUUGUUGACGUUCUUAGAUGGAGAAUAAAUGCAUUGGAUCCUCUAUCUGGCCUCUACAACCUGACCCAAUUGCAAUAUACUCUCUAAAGAGCUGUUUCACUUGA